UGUCCUGACCUGGACUUGGGUUUCUGCAGAGGAUCGCGUGUCCCGAAGAGGUGUUGGAGAGCACCAUGGCUGAGCAACUCCUUCCUCUGGCUUUGUAUUUGAGCAAUAUGCGGAAAGCUGUGAAGAUAAGAGAGAGAACUCCAGAAGAUAUUUUUAAACCUACCAAUGGAAUCAUUCACCAUUUAAAAUCCAUGCACCGGUACACGCUGGAAAUGUUCAGAACUUGCCAGUUUUGUCCACAGUUUCGGGAGAUCAUCCACAACGCUCUCAUCGACAGAAACAUCCAGGCCUCCCUGGAAAGCCAGAAGAAGCUCAACUGGUGUCGAGAAGUCAGGAAGCUUGUGGCGCUGAAAACAAAUGGUGACGGAAACUGCCUCAUGCAUGCUGCUUCCCAGUACAUGUGGGGUGUUCAGGACACAGACUUGGUCCUGAGGAAGGUGCUCUUCAGCACCCUCAAGGAGACGGACACCCGCAACUUUAAAUUCCGCUGGCAGCUGGAGUCUCUUAAGUCUCAAGAAUUCGUGGAAACGGGGCUUUGCUACGAUACCCGGAAUUGGACUGAUGAAUGGGACAGCCUUGUCAAAAUGGCAUCCACGGACAUACCAGUGGCCUGCAGUGGACUUCAGUAUAAUUCACUGGAAGAAAUACACAUAUUUGUCCUUUGCAACAUCCUCAGAAGGCCGAUCAUUGUCAUUUCAGACAAAAUGCUGAGAAGUUUGGAAUCAGGUUCCAAUUUCGCUCCUUUGAAGGUGGGCGGAAUUUACUUGCCUCUCCAUUGGCCUGCCCAGGAAUGCUACAGAUACCCCAUCAUUCUCGGCUACAACAGCCAACACUUUGUACCCCUAGUGACCAUGAAGGACAGUGGACCUGAAAUCCGAGCUGUUCCACUUGUUAACAGAGAGAGAGGAAGAUUCGAAGACUUAAAAGUUCACUUUUUGACAGAUCCUGAAAAUGAGAUGAAGGAAAAGCUCCUGAAAGAGUACUUGAUGGUGAUAGAAAUCCCUGUUCAAGGCUGGGACCAUGGCACCACCCAUUUAAUUAACGCUGCAAAGCUGGAUGAAGCUAACUUACCCAAAGAAAUAAACCUGGUAGAUGAUUACUUUGAACUUGUUCAGCACGAGUACAAGAAGUGGCAGGAAAACAAUGAGCGGGGGCGGAGAGACAUGCACCCCCAGAAUCCUUUGGAACCUUCUGUCCCCCAGCUUUCUCUCAUGGACAUCAAAUGCGAAACGCCCAACUGCCCUUUCUUCAUGUCCGUGAACACCCAGCCUUUGUGCCACGAGUGCUCGGAGAGGCGGCAAAAGAAACAAACCAAAGCCCCAAAGCCCAGCUCGAAGCCAGGCCCUGAGGUGCUGCCCCGCCUGGUGCUCGGGGCCUCCCGGGGGGAGGCCUGGAGCCCCGAGGAGCCCACCGGGGGUCCCCACUCAGCCCCUCCGACAGCACCCAGCCUCUUCCUGUUCAGCGAGACCACGGCCAUGAAGUGUAGGAGCCCUGGCUGCCCUUUCACCCUCAACGUGCAGCACAAUGGCUUCUGCGAGCGAUGCCACAACGCCCGGCAGCUUCCCGCGGGCAACCCCUCGGACCCUGCGCAGCAUCUCAACCCCGGCAAGUGCCAAGCCUGCCAACAGGACGUCACCAGGACAUUUAAUGGGAUCUGCAGUGCUUGCUUUAAAAGGACUACAGCCGAACCCACCCCGAACCUCAGCUCGAGCAGCCCCCUCUCUUGCCACCAGCGCUCCAAGUCUGACCCCUCACAGCUCGCACAGAGCCUCUCCCCGCACGCCUGCCGCGGAGCUGGGCCCGAGGCUCCCUCUGGCCACCGCUCCCCGGCCGCACGGACUCCAGGGGACAGGACGGGGACAAGCAAGUGCAGGAAAGCGGGCUGCAUGUACUUUGGGACUCCAGAGAACAAAGGCUUUUGCACGCUGUGUUUCAUCGAGUACAGAGAAAAUAAACAUUUUGUCCCUGCCUCAGGGAAAGCCAGCCCCAUGGCCUCCAGGUUCCAGAACACUGUCCCCUGCCUGGGCAGGGAAUGCGGUGCCCUCGGAAGCAGUGUGUUUGAAGGAUACUGUCAGAAGUGUUUCAUCGAAGCUCAGAACCAGAGAUUCCAUGAAGCGAAAAGGACUGAAGAGCAGCUGAGGGCGAGCCAGCACAGAGACUUGCCCCGAGCCACCCAGAGCCCCUCCUGGUCCAAGUGCACGCGGGCCACCUGCAGGAACGUGCUGGCCUGCUGCAACCAGGAGCUGUGCAUGGAGUGCCAACACCUCGGCCAGCGCAUGGCCGCCAGCACCCGGCGGCCCGAACCCGUCCCUGAGGAGCCCCCCACGCAGCGCUGCCGGGCCCCCGCCUGUGAGCACUUCGGCAAUGCCAAGUGCAACGGCUACUGCAACGAGUGCUUUCAGUUCAAGCAGAUGUAUGGCUAA
This is a messenger RNA of Lipotes vexillifer (Yangtze River dolphin), 2423 nucleotides long. RefSeq names its product TNF alpha induced protein 3 (gene TNFAIP3). The record is from RefSeq and is a predicted model, not a curated record. NCBI's taxonomy places the organism in Eukaryota, Metazoa, Chordata, Mammalia, Artiodactyla, Lipotidae. The transcript has 9 exons. Gene Ontology annotation, molecular function: cysteine-type deubiquitinase activity; zinc ion binding; K63-linked polyubiquitin modification-dependent protein binding. Gene Ontology annotation, biological process: protein K29-linked deubiquitination; positive regulation of Wnt signaling pathway; protein deubiquitination involved in ubiquitin-dependent protein catabolic process. Gene Ontology annotation, cellular component: cytoplasm; nucleus. The coding region runs from base 66 to 2423 and encodes 785 amino acids.